AUCAAAUAAUUAUCUAGGGUCGAACAAAAAAUUCAUUGUUAUGAAAAAGCAAUAUGCAGGCCAAUAUGAGAAGAGUGAAAAGAUGGAGCCUUCCUCAGAUGCGGAUAAGGGCAAUCUGAUGAUUGAGAAGGUAGCCGUGUUUAUAUCUUGGUUUUGUGUAGUGGUAUUUUUCCCUUUCUCGAUAUGCUGUUGCCUAUAUGUGGUUAAGGAGUUUAAGAGGAUUGUGGUAUUCCGAUUGGGUCGUCUCAGAGGUUGCUCAGGUCCAGGUCUGGUAUUUCUGCUUCCCUGCAUCGAUUCGUUCAGAACAGUGGAUAUUCGUACGGAUGUAAUUGAUUCCGAUCUCCAGGAUAUGCUUACCAAGGACUCAGUGACGAUAACGGUAAAUGUAGCUGUGUACCACCACGUAUACAAUCCCAUCGACUGGUUUAUCAAGGUUGACGAUGGAAAUGAUGCCAUAAAAAGGAUUUCCCAGGUCACUCUGCGCAGCAUUAUCGGAUCCAAGAAACUGCACGAAAUAUUGACCUCCAGGGAGCGACUAUCCGAGGAAAUCCAGGAAGCCUUGGCCGGGAUCACCACUCGUUGGGGAGCUCGGGUUACACGGGUGGGCCUGUUGGAAAUCAUCAUACCAAGUAGUUUGGAGCGCUCUUUGGCAGCGGAAGCGGAGGCAUCAAGGGAAGCACGAGCCAAGAUCAUUUUGGCCGAGGGCGAAGCCAAAGCUUCACAAGCCCUAAAAGAAUGCUCAGAUGUGAUGUCCACGAACCAAAUUACCCUACAACUGAGGCAUCUGCAGAUUCUCUCAUCAAUGGCAAAAGAACGUAGGGUAAAUGUUAUUUUCCCCAUUCCAUUGGAAAUAAUGGAACCAUUUAAGGAUGGGAAGGAGUCGUCGAAACCAGCCCAAGACGACGAUGAUAAAAGGGAUAAGUAUAAACAAUCUGAUAAGCUGAAUUUAUACUCACCAAAAGUCUACAUCAUUGGUCCUCCACCGGAUGAAUUCCCCGAUCCCAAUCCCAAUCCCAAUCCCGAACCUACGCCUGAACCUGAUCCCGAAUCAGGUACUGAUAAUGGGUUUAGGUCUUCGGACCAUAGGGGAUACCAAGAGGCAAGUCCCAAAGAAGCAGCUAAUAGGGAGAAUGUGGAUGAGACCAGACCUGGCCGAUCUUGGCAGUGGCCACCAUUCUUUAGACCCUCGCGAAGAGCUGAUAAUGGCGAACAACCAUCUGGCAGUCGAAGAACUAAUCAAACUGAUGGAAUCGAACCUUAUCCACUUCUGACUAAGCCUCCAACCCGUUCCAGUUCUCCCUCUACAAAGCCUUCUUCUAUUCCCAUUCCUCCUCGUCCUGAUCCCCCGGCACUUCCUCCAGUUCCAUCUCAUCCGACGCUUCCUCCCAUUCCACCCCAUCCAACUCUACCUCCUCUCCCAGAACGACCCACACCUCCUCCCAAAUCUACUUCUCCACCUAAAGAAAAAGAUCCAAAAAUAACAAAGCCCGACAAAAACUAUUAUUUUUAAGUAAUGCCUAUAAAAAUAUAUGUGGGAACUAUG
Messenger RNA from Drosophila subpulchrella, 1543 nucleotides. Its product is annotated as band 7 protein AGAP004871. The transcript has 5 exons. Bases 41 to 1510 code for a protein of 489 amino acids. The record is from RefSeq and is a predicted model, not a curated record. Lineage: Eukaryota; Metazoa; Arthropoda; Insecta; Diptera; Drosophilidae. Gene Ontology annotation, cellular component: plasma membrane.